GCCCUAGCUGGCGUCUGGAUAGGGAAAGGCCAGCAGGAUGCCGAACAACCAGAUUUCCAGCAUCCGCAAGUAUAGGAAGAAGUGGCAGGACAAGGUGGUGACAUGGUUCAACCAGCCAGCCCGCAAGGAGCGCCGGAGGGCGGCUCGCGCUGAGAAGGCCACCCGCGUGGCGCCUCGCCCCGUGGCCGGCCUGCUGCGCCCCGUGGUGUCUGGCCAGACCGUCAAGUACAACACCAAGAAGCGCGCCGGCCGCGGCUUCACGCUGGAGGAGCUCAAGGAGGCGGGCAUCCCCGCCAAGCUGGCGCCCACCAUCGGCAUCGCCGUGGACCACCGCCGCACCAACCGCAGCCUCGAGUCCCUGCAGGAGAACGCCAACCGGCUCAAGGCCUACAAGGCCAACCUGGUGGUGUUCCCGCGCCGCGCCGGCAAGCCCAAGGCGGGCGACGCCAGCGCCGCAGAGCUGGGCACCGCGCAGCAGCUGAAGGGCGCGCUGCUGCCCUUCGUGCCCACGGCGGCAGCUGUGGAGAAGGUGGCGGUGACCGCCGACAUGAAGAAGGAGAGCGCGUACGGCGUGCUGCGCCUGGAGCGCAUGAACAAGCGCAUGGCGGGCGUGCGCGCCAAGCGCGCUGCCGAGGCAGCCGCGGCGGAGAAGGAUGCGUAGAGUGGGUCAGCCCGGGGCUCCGCGGUUGCCGGUAGCGCCGGCCCUGGGGCGGCCGC
Messenger RNA from Chlorella variabilis, 717 nucleotides. RefSeq lists its product as hypothetical. Gene Ontology annotation, molecular function: RNA binding; structural constituent of ribosome. The transcript is spliced from 9 exons. Gene Ontology annotation, cellular component: ribosome; cytosolic large ribosomal subunit. The coding region runs from base 38 to 661 and encodes 207 amino acids. The record is from RefSeq and is a predicted model, not a curated record. Gene Ontology annotation, biological process: translation. NCBI's taxonomy places the organism in Eukaryota, Viridiplantae, Chlorophyta, Trebouxiophyceae, Chlorellales, Chlorellaceae.